Molecule: messenger RNA, 2234 nt
Organism: Xiphias gladius (swordfish)
Lineage: Eukaryota; Metazoa; Chordata; Actinopteri; Istiophoriformes; Xiphiidae
Product: synaptic vesicle 2-related protein-like
Exons: 16
Coding region: 1-1626 (541 amino acids)
Biological process (GO): transmembrane transport
Cellular component (GO): membrane
Molecular function (GO): transmembrane transporter activity
Source: RefSeq, a predicted model, not a curated record
AUGGACCGUUGGCGCGGACCGGCUAGGGUCGCUUACAAGCCGUGGAAGAUCCCCGAGCCAAGGGGCGAGGCAGAUUCAGUGGGUCGCGGUGCUGAGUCCCAGGGCACGGUGGGCGAGACCUGCACCACAGCCCCGGCGGCCGGGCAGUCCACAUCCAGAUAUAGAUCUGAUAAAACUGAAGAAACCUUUACAGUAGACGAUGCACUGGAGGCCAUCGGUUUUGGGAAGUUCCAGUGGAAAAUCUCCCUCCUCACCGGACUGUCAUGGAUAGGAGACUCCAUGGAGAUGAUGAUCCUCAGCAUCUUGGGGCCCCAGCUGCACUGUGAGUGGAGGCUGUCCAGCUAUAAGGUGGCUCUCAUUACAUCGGUGGUGUUUGUUGGGAUGGUGAUCAGUUCACCUGUAUGGGGGUAUGUGUCUGACAAGUAUGGCAGAAAAGUUGGUCUGACACUUUGUAUGUGCUGGACUCUGUACUACGGCCUGUCCAGUGCCUUUGCUCCGGUAUACGGCUGGCUCUUGGUCCUGCGGGGCCUCGUGGGCUUUGGCAUCGGAGGAGCUCCUCAGUCGGUGACGCUCUACUCUGAAUUCCUCCCAGUGAAGUUCAGAGGCAUGUGUAUCAUGAUGAUUGCGGUAUUCUGGGCAAUUGGUUCUGUGCUCGAGGUCCUCCUGGCCCUGUGGAUAAUGCCCACUCUCGGCUGGAGGUGGCUGCUCGGCCUGUCCACUUUACCAAUGGCGAUCUUUGUUUGCUUUUGCUUUUGGCUGCCCGAAAGUCCCCGUUUUAACAUGCUGAAGGGACAAAGAGAAAAGGCCAUGGCAACUUUAACACGCAUCGCCAAAGGGAAUGGCAAGACCAUGCCUAAAGGGAAGAUGGUUGCUUAUAAACAGAAUGACUGUGGACAGAUCAAAGAUCUCUUCACUCCUCAGUAUUGGAGGACUACUCUUCUCCUGUGGUUUGUAUGGUUUGCAUAUGCCUUCUCCUACUACGGGAUAGUCUUGUUGACAACUGUGAUGUUCCAAACUGGAGAUCCAUGUGGGGCAUCCCAAGGGGCCAAGAUUGAACCGAGCUGUAAUCUGGAGUGCAAAUAUUUGACAUCAGCUGACUACAAAGACCUUUUAUGGACAACGUUGGCCGAAUUCCCAGGUAUUUUAGUUAUCGUUCUGGCAGUUGAUUUUAUUGGUAGGAAGAAGAGCAUGGCACUGUGUUUCUUCAUGUUUUCUUUGUGCAUUCUGCCCUUAUAUGCUUGUGUUGGGAGGACGGCUCUUACAAUCUUCAUCUUUGUUGCCAGAGCCUUUAUCUCUGGAGGAUACCAAGUUGUUUUUGUUUACACACCAGAGGUGUUUCCAACAGAAAAUCGAGCCUUAGCAAUGGGGACUUCCAGUGCGAUGGCCAGGAUGGGUGCCCUGAUCACCCCCUUUGUGGCACAGGUGAUGCUCAGAACGUCACUGUAUUUGAGCCUGUCGUUGUACUGUGGCUGUUGUCUGCUGGCUGGCGUUGUGUGCUUGAUCCUGCCUAUUGAGACGUUAGGCAGGGGUCUGCAGGAAUCCGGUCUCGACCAGGAAGCCGGGGGACAGACAACCGCCGCAACCAGCCAGUCAAAUGGUACAACACACUCCUCGGACCAGGGUUAGAUUGACCAGGAGGAAGGAGAAAAAAAGAAGAAAAAAAAAACACUGAAAGGGGGAUAUUUUGUCACCUCCCAGGCUGCUGCAGAUGCCGCAGUUGUCUCUUUAACUAUGGACUGAAUCAUCUGAGCGAUGAUGGGUGAAGAGCAGCAGGGGACAAUCUCAUUAAAGGCAGGGAGUGAUAAUUGAGGGUAGGCCUACUGCCCAUGUCUAAUGAGAGCGGAAACACAUUUGGACUUGGACUGGUUUGUUUAUCCUCUCUUCCAUUUAGGCCAUGAGAACCAACAGAGGGACAUUUUGGAAAAUGAAGAUGUUCUUUGCAGGCUCUGCUUAGAGCUACACAUUUCAAGCCUUGCCCUCAAGAGGCUCAGAAUUUUAUUUUAUACAUUUUAGAUAAAGAUUACUUCUUGGAUUUAUUUUUGUAUGAAGCCAUGUGUCUUUUGUCCAUUUAAGCACGUCAAUCUGCCUUAAGCUUUGUUUCAUUUUGUCAGUAAAUCUCAGAGUAUAUCUCAGAUAUACAUGGUUCUGUUAUUAUGGGCCUACAUGAUCGAUUGGUUGAUUAAUCGAUUAGUCUAGAGCUGAUUAAUCGAUCGGCAAAAAAUGAUUUGACAAUU